Molecule: messenger RNA, 357 nt
Organism: Dracunculus medinensis (Guinea worm)
Lineage: Eukaryota; Metazoa; Nematoda; Chromadorea; Rhabditida; Dracunculidae
Source: the annotation of a GenBank genome assembly
AUGGAAAGCUGUUGGCAUGUUCUAACGGAGUUAACGUGCGAGAGGCUUGAAAGGCUUGAAGCGCCUGAAGCGGGGCAUUUCUGGCGUACUAAAGGUGGAGAUUUAUUUCUCCUUAAGUUAUUUCUCCGAAGGAAGAAUUCGGUUUUGGCUGGACAAGUACUUUCAUGGAUAGUAAUCGAGAUAGCAUCGACCCAAUUUGAUCAACAGGUAUCUCGGCAUUAUGGGUUCAGCUUUUAUCUCGUAAUGGCAAACCAUCAAAAUUUGAAAUUGGACUGGAGUUGCGAACUCAUCGAUAGCCUUGUGCCCAUAUCACCAUCUGCCAAAAUGGCUAUUCCAGUAGUCAAUGAAGUCAGCUAA